CUGCCUGCGCCAUUAACCGCGCUUUGCUUCCCCCUCUGCUAAUUGCACAAGUGCCUUCCCGGCAUCACACACAAAGCACUUUAAUUUUGCUUUUUCUAGUCUCACCACCCCCGAUUAUUCCCCUCCCGUCUCCCAGUUCGUCCACCACCUCGAGGCUGCUCCGCCGCCGGUAAAGCAAGCCAUGGCGAUGGUCACGACCGAUGCCGCCGGCGCCGCCGCCACGGCCAUCGAGAAGCCGGCGGACACCGAGAAGCCGGACUACGUCCCCUACAACGGCAACUCCACCGCGGAUGGCGGCGGGGGCGUGGUGGAUUCGGUGGUGGCGCGGUGGCGGCGGGAGGACAUGCUCGACAAGAGCCCCCUCGCGCUGCACGCCGCCGCGGCCGCCUUCGCCUUCGUCGCGCUCGUGCUCGUCGCGUCCAACCAGCACGGCGACUGGAUGCAGUUCGACCGCUACCAGGAGUACAAGUACCUGCUCGCAAUCGCGGCGCUGGCGUUCCUCUACUCGCUGGCGCAGGCGGCGCGGCACGCGCUCCGGAUGCGUGGCGGCGUCGACCCCGUCUCCGCACCGUCAGGGAGGCUGCUCGAUUUCGUCGGUGAUCAGGCAGUUGCGUACUUGCUGAUGUCCGCGCUUUCAGCUGCCGUCCCCAUCACGAACCGCAUGAGAUCUGCAGUGGUCAACAACUUCACAGAUGCAACCGCAGCAGCGAUCAGCAUGGCCUUCUUUGCAUUCGUAGCUCUUGCCUUGUCAGCCGUGGUUUCUGGAUACAAGCUCUCCAAACAAACGUACAUGUGAAUCAUCGUUGUAGAAGAGUAAAACACAUUACGAGGUCUUUUCAUUAUGGAUUGCUCAUCAGAAGAGAAACAUGCUUCUAUAGUUCUCUUCAACUUGAAGGUCAUGUAUUGUGUGUGCUGAGGUGAUUGUUGUUGCAUGCAGUAGCUUCCAUGCGUGUACAUAGAAUUAUACGCAGCAUGCCUGAAUGCGAUUGUUUUCCGUUCCAAGAUACUGCUGUACUGACAAGAACUUUUAGCUUUUCUGAACAUAUGCAGAAGUGGAGCUGUAUGCUUAUUUCAGGGCUCAUAAUUUUCCUUGACACCCCUGCAGAACGAAAUGUUUAUUACCCUUAUUGUA
Messenger RNA from Panicum virgatum (switchgrass), 1132 nucleotides. Its product is annotated as CASP-like protein 4B1. Lineage: Eukaryota; Viridiplantae; Streptophyta; Magnoliopsida; Poales; Poaceae. The transcript is spliced from 3 exons. The record is from RefSeq and is a predicted model, not a curated record. The coding region runs from base 182 to 796 and encodes 204 amino acids.